AUGGCACCACGCGCUAUAAGUCACGUAGGAGGAGAGGAAGUGAUGGAGAUGGUGGAAACGGAUUUCAUAAUAUCAUCCAUUUUUGUGUUUAAGUUAUCGAUUUUAUUUGAUAUAUUUUCUUGUGCCGAGGAUGGUGGAGAGGGGAUGGAAGAUGGAGUGGGAGCUGAAACGGGAGAAGAAACGGAAGAAGAGACGACCGGUUUCUUGAGCCAGUCGCCCCUGUUGCCACCGCAGAUAAUGGCGUGCGGAUUCUAUAAGCCAAUGCUAUAA
Paraglomus occultum is the source of this 270-nucleotide messenger RNA. The record is from the annotation of a GenBank genome assembly. NCBI's taxonomy places the organism in Eukaryota, Fungi, Glomeromycota, Glomeromycetes, Paraglomerales, Paraglomeraceae.